AUGGGGCCCGAUUUUAUUAGUUCUACAUUUAUGCUUUUACUCAUAAAUGUAUUUUUUACCUUUGGCACGGAAAAUGACUGUGCUAUUCCGAAGGAUAUUGAAGAAUUGGAAUGUCCAAGCUAUGUUUUGGAUUUAAACCAACCGGACUCAUUGAAUGCCAUUUCCAAUUGUACAAUUAUCACUGGGAAUUUAAUAAUCACUGGAUUGUCAAAUGCUAUAUGUGGUUCCGAUGGACAGAGUCUUCCGCACCUUUUUGAAAUUCUUGGUUCAUUGACAAUAGAGCAUUCCAGUUGUAGUGAAGAUCUCUCCCAUUUUCUCCCUAAUCUCGUGGCUAUUCACGGAAUUCUUCCUUUACCUGAUUCACCUUUCUUUGGCGGCAAAGUUUCCAUGCCCUCCUUUGAUAUUCUAAUUCAUCACACUGCCCUCUCAGGUAUUGGACUUCGCUGUCUCCGAGUCAUAGGCAGACAUGGUGUCCUGCUUAUUGAUAACCCCAAAAUGUGCUAUACAGACACUGUCGGUUGGCAUCUACUUUCAUCCUCCCUCAUAGACUCUCGGUCACUUAUAACAAAUUUGACCAUUGAAAAACGAAAUGAUGAAAGUAAUCCAUUGAGUCGAGGACUGCUUAAUGCCGAUGGUUUGUUCGAUCUCUGUGCGAAUACUUGUCCAGUGAAUUGUAAAUGGAUUACAAUGAACAAUCUUCCAAGAUCGUUUUGUUGGUCUCGAGAACACUGCCAGUAUAUCUGCUCAUCAAAAUGCCGGGAUAAUGGUCUGACUUGCUCGGUGCAUAACACAAGGGAAUGCUGCCAUUCUAACUGUUUGGGUGGUUGUACCGGCCCAACGGCUGACGACUGCCUUAUUUGUCGGAACUUUCAUUACAAUAACACAUGUCUUUCAAGCUGUCCGGAUGGAUUAUAUGGGCUACAUGGUCGAUACUGCGUGACACGCGAGGUGUGUCUCUCAAAACGGGUACCAGAGGCUAUGCUCCCUCAUGCUCUCCAACACUACUACGAUUCCGAUGGGCCAAUUACCUUCUCAAUACAGAAUCGCAGUUGCGUGCCCGUCUGCGGUGUAGGUCACCGUCGGUCCUCUGAUGGUACCUGCGUUCGCUGUGGACCUGACUGUGAACAAAUUAAGCGAGAUUGUGGAGAUAUUGUUAUCUAUCAACAGGCUGACCUGGCCUCCGUAAAGGACUGUGUCACAGCUCGAUCGGUUCUAAUCAGUAUUAGAACCGGACAAGAUGAUCUUUCAAUUGCCCUGAUUGAUGCUUUUUCCAGUCUUCGAGUUAUCUACCGGUCUUUGAGAGUUAUUCGUUCGGAUGCACUCCUCUCCCUCUCCUUCUUGCGCAGAUUGAGGACUAUUCACGGCACCGAUACCAGUAGCAAGGAGGGCUUGGCCACCUCGUUGGGUUCUUCUUCUUCUUCUCAUGGAAUAAUCGCCUUGGAAGUAACGUGGAAUGUAAAUUUGGAAGAUCUUUUCCCGACCUCUGAUUCCGUCAAAUUGAAAAUCCACUCGGGCAGUGUGGAAUUUAGUGCUAACUAUCGUCUUUGCCCAGACAAGAUCCGAGGUUUCAUGAAAAAUCGUGUCACCUUUGCCAACGGACGAAAACUCAAUCCAGCAGAGUUGGAUCUCAUUGGCACCUCGAAUGGUGAAUUUGCACUUUGCAACGCAAAAAUGCUUUCUGUGACGGUGACAGAUGCAUUUCAGACUAGCGUAAACCUACGCAUGAAUCGGAUGACUUGCGAUGAUCCCCGCAUCAUACUUCCAGCCAUCAUCUCUUAUGGUCGAGUUGAUAGUCGGGCUUUGGACUGCGAUGGAGAUAUGCACGACCGCACUUUCUGUGAUAGCGCUUGGAACGAAGCAGAGCUGAACUGCCAAUCACCCGCUUCUCAAGUGGUCGGUUUUCCCUUUCCCUCGUAUCCACCAGUAACACCCAACGCCUCAAGUGCAGCUGAAGAAUUUAUCACAUGUACCCUCGACAACCUACAACCUGCUACCUCCUACUCAGCUUAUAUCACCAUAGCGACGCUUGUCAAGCACGAGGGAGCCCAAAGUGGACGCUUCAACUUCACUACUAAGCCCGCAACUCCGUCUGGACCAAGAUAUCUGCAUGCAGUAUCCAUUGAUCCAACUUCUAUCCAAUUACUCUGGAGUCCACCCGAUCGUCCAAAUGGCAUGAUUGUGUUCUACAAGAUUCAUUAUAAGCCAAUGCCCUUGGAAAGGAGUGACUUUCUCUCCAGUGACGCCUGCUAUAAUAUUCAUUUCCAUCAGUACUCUGGCAAUGAGCUCUCUCCAAGUAAAAGUGGGGAGAAAAUCGACGAUGGUGGAAGCGGUGUCAAAGACAACGAUGAAAAUAGUUCUAAUGAGGGUUCCUACCGGACAGGUGCCGACGGUUUACAUUACGACUGCGGUUCAUUCGCCAACAAAGGACCCAAACAGACUGAAUUUCUCACCGAAGAAUUCUGUCGUCGUGAGAUGAUUCGUUUUGAGGAUGAACUUCACAAAGCCAUCCUCAUUUCUCGAGUUCCCAACUCAAGAGAAAACCAACGAUCACCUGACCUAAAACGACCGAGAAGAGAUCUGGGCGACGUAGAAUUCGACAGCUUCCCAGACUCUGCAUCAAUGGAUUGGGAAGAGGCGAUUCAACGGUUGCCGGAACAAUUCAGUAGGGAGGAAUUAAUGUUUGAUUUUGGAUUGCAUAGCGUGCGAUCUCUACUAGGAGAUUGUGGCCAGUUUACGCGUUUAUGUCACACUAACUUCUAUUCUCCCCCUUCUCUUGCAGUUCGAAGACGUCGUGACAUCACUUCAAGCGACCAAGAACAGCAGCAACAACAUCCCACACAAAAGACCAUUCUAGUGGCUGCAGAACCGCACGAUCCAAAGAGCAACAAUAGUGGACCUGUUGUUGGGAUAGUGAGUGAAGACUCGGCCGGAGCUCCUCCCCGACUAACUUACGCUGUUACUGGCUUGGAGCACUUCACUGAGUACCUAUUCUACAUCUCUGCCUGCCACAAGCCUCAUGAUGAAUUCGGCAAUCCUUUGCCCUUCGUAAGUUUAUGUUCUGCCAUGUGUUUGGAAGAAGAUAGCGAAUCCAGUCAAGUUCGUAGCUGCAGUCAAACCGUUCAAAUCUCCCAGCGGACGCAAGCAUUUCCUCACGCGGAUGCGGUGCUUUCCUCCAGCCUUUAUGCUCUAACACCAAUUUCUCCAACCUCGUCCUCCACCCUCAUCACUAAUGGUCUGUCAAACACUAAAAAACCGCCUCUUUUUGGCCAACCACCCGACCCACUUGCCAAUCUCUCCAAUCUGGCUACAUUCAGCGCCAAUAACAGCACUCUGUUUUCUGUCCAUAAUUCUAGCGUCAAUAGCAACGCUCUUGGUCAACAACAGCAGCAGUCGACUAAGGAAGCAGGUGUGAGACCCGUCACACUUUUUUGGAAUGAGCCUGAUUCUCCAAAUGGUCUGAUCCUCUAUUACUGGCUACAGUAUCGAAAGAGUAGUAGAGGAACAACGUCUGAGGAAGCUUCAACUCCCUGGUUUACUAUUUGCGUUCGACCCAAGUACUUGGAGGAUAGAGCAGCUAUCAAAGCACUGGCAGCCCUUCGAUGUGGAGAUGAAAAUAGUGAGUCCGAUCCCGCUUGCAGUCCCACAGCCCGCACUGUCUACACCGAGUUGGGUUCCGUGCGUGCUGGCCAUUACGAAUGGCAGGUGAUGGCCGUCUCUCUGGCUGGAAAUGGCUCUUGGACAAAAUCGCACUUCUUCGAUGUCAAGGUUGGUGAUGGUCUGCAGCCGUGUAAGUUGAUAUUCAUAGUGCUGGAAUACUGUUCUAUAUAUCAUCUUGUUAGUACUCAUAUAGCAACCAUCCUGGCUGUUACCCUGAUCGCCGUCGGCAUUGUUAUCGCCUUUGCGGUGUGGUUCGAUUGCCGCAAUCGAAAGCGCCGGAUGAAGGCUCUAGCUAGUCAGAAGUCCGAGUACUUAGAGUCCCUUCUCCUAGGAAACUUCCAAGAUGAAUGGGAAGUUGAUCCGAAGGACUUGACCUACAAUGUAGUAGACACUCUGGGUCAAGGUAGUUUCGGUCUUGUCUGUCGAGGGCGACUGUUUCGUCUCACUACACCCGCUGCCGAAUAUCUCCACCUGACGCCAACGUCUACAUCUGGUGAUAGUGUUGCAAAUACCACUUCUGUAGGAGCAGACAGACCACCAUCAACUGCCUCCACCACUUUGCAAAGUAGAAUGAACUGGAUUGCCUCAUUUGUGUCAAAGAGUCUUAGACGGGGGUAUGGAGGCUCAGACAAAGGCCAGGGAAUGAAUGUGGCUGUUAAGAUACUUUCACCUGGAUCGACCUAUGAUGACGUGAGAGAAUUCCUCGGAGAAGCUUCACAUAUGAAACAAUUCAACUGUAAUCACAUAGUUCGACUGUUGGGUAUCAUCUCAAAACAGGUACUUAUUCGUCGCCAACCCAUUGUAGUCAUGGAAUUGAUGGAACACGGUGACUUGGCGACCUACCUACGGCAUCGAAUGGCUCAAGACUACUCUCAGGGUAGCGUGGCUCCUGAAUUUGCAAUAAAAUGGGCUGCGGAAAUUGCCGAUGGAAUGGCCUACCUCGAAUACAAAGGAUUCGUGCAUCGAGAUCUUGCCGCUCGAAAUUGUCUUGUUGGUGUUGGUCUGACCGUCAAAAUUGGAGGUCGAGCUCGACUCCCUGUUCGAUGGAUGGCACCGGAAGCUCUAAAAGAAGCUUACUUCACCUUCAAGUCAGAUGUCUGGUCCUAUGGCGUGGUGCUCUGGGAGAUUGCCACUUUCGCUGCCUUGCCGUUCUCGGGUCUUUCACACGAGGAGGUCAUUACUCUGGUGGUCAAUGGCGGACAUUUGGGCAAGCAGGGCUGGCCACCCAAAUUCCCUGACAUUCUUUCUAUGGAUGAUAAUGGACUUCUCUUCUUCUGCAGACUUGACGUAAUGAAAGCCUGCUGGUACAGCGACCCUGAAGGUCGACCCUCUUUUGGCACCAUAAUCAGCAUGUUGGAACCCUACGUCAGCAAUGUUUUCCGCACCAGUUCUUUCUACCUCAAUCAACCUCUCACCGCCCGUUGCCAACAGGAAGGAGAGGAUCUCGAUGUCGGUGAAGGAGCGGAAGUUCCCUCUCUCUCCCAAGUCACACCAAGAAUGCGUCCCAAGUCGUUGGGACCAAUGGAGAGGGUCAACGCGUGUGACCGUUCAGCAGGAGAGACUGAAAAUAUGGUGGGGGAGGUUGAUGAAAGACUUCUCAACACCUUGGAUGACGAUGAAGAUGAAAUUCACCUUAGACCCUCAUCCCGAUGA
Messenger RNA from Rodentolepis nana, 5310 nucleotides. Lineage: Eukaryota; Metazoa; Platyhelminthes; Cestoda; Cyclophyllidea; Hymenolepididae. The record is from the annotation of a GenBank genome assembly.